Auxenochlorella protothecoides is the source of this 276-nucleotide messenger RNA. RefSeq names its product Dynein light chain 1, cytoplasmic. Lineage: Eukaryota; Viridiplantae; Chlorophyta; Trebouxiophyceae; Chlorellales; Chlorellaceae. The record is from RefSeq and is a predicted model, not a curated record. Gene Ontology annotation, cellular component: dynein complex. Gene Ontology annotation, molecular function: dynein light intermediate chain binding; dynein intermediate chain binding. The coding region runs from base 1 to 276 and encodes 91 amino acids. The transcript is spliced from 3 exons. Gene Ontology annotation, biological process: microtubule-based process.
AUGGCGGACGUGCUGCAGAAACCCCUCAUCAAAUCAUGCGACAUGUCACAGGAGAUGCAGGAUCACGCCGUCUCCUCCUCACAAGCAGCGGUCGAAAAGUUUACGAUCGAGAAAGAUAUGGCGGCCUACAUUAAAAAGGAUUUCGACAGCAAGUAUGGGCCCACCUGGCACUGCAUAGUGGGCCGGAAUUUCGGAUCUUAUGUAACUCAUGAAUCCAAGCACUUUAUCUACUUCUACCUUGGACCCCAGGCCAUCCUCCUGUUCAAGAGCGGCUGA